Molecule: messenger RNA, 4881 nt
Organism: Peromyscus leucopus (white-footed mouse)
Lineage: Eukaryota; Metazoa; Chordata; Mammalia; Rodentia; Cricetidae
Product: zinc finger CCHC domain-containing protein 3-like
Exons: 1
Coding region: 1218-2432 (404 amino acids)
Biological process (GO): cellular response to exogenous dsRNA; positive regulation of RIG-I signaling pathway; positive regulation of type I interferon production
Cellular component (GO): cytoplasm
Molecular function (GO): RNA binding; double-stranded DNA binding; zinc ion binding
Source: RefSeq, a predicted model, not a curated record
UAUAAAUAUAUAUGUAUGUAUAAAAAUACAUAUGCAAACGUGUGUAUGCACCUUUAUAAGGUUGAGCAUUUCUCACAAGUGAGAGAUAUUUUUAUAUUUCCACUCUUUAUUCUUUUUCCUCCUGCAUUACCAUGUCUACUGCUGGAAAUUCCAAAAGAAAUACUGUGUCUUAGUGAAUUUAUUUUUUCAUUCAUACACUAAUAUAGUCAGAACUGAAUGAUGCAUUAUAGAGAAUGUGGUGAUGAUAAAUCAACAUUUUUAUCUCUCACCUUUUGGAAUUGAAAGUCCUCACAAUGUCGUUGUUGAAAAACCUGCUUCUAUAUAUAUCUUAGCAUACAUCCUUUUUCCUUAGGUUUCUGCUAAGUGUGCUGUGUCCAUAGAGUUUCCAGUGGAAACUCUGACAAGACCAUAUGUGUUGUCCUGCUGCUACACUUGUUUGUUUGUUUCUUUACCUUGGAUUAUAUUUUUGGUUGGUGUACAUAUUUUCUAAACAUUGGGCUUUGAAAUGUGAUAUCCUUAUUAGAGAACACUUAUUCCACAGGAGGAAUCCAGUUUCUUAGAAUUAUGAAUUGUGUCUUAGCAUUGAAUACCAUAAUUUCCUCGCGCAGAAAAUAUGUUGAGUUGUGUGGAUUUAUAAGGUGGCUGUAGAAAUGACAUUGUAAGUAUAUAACAGUUUGUGAAGAUAUGGAAUUUUAUAAUAGUGCUAGAAAAUGAUGGGUUGUUUUUUUUUUUUGUUUGUUUGUUUGUUUUUUUGAGAGUUCCAACUAAAGUUGCCUGUGGGUAUAAGGAUAUAUAGAAAAAUGUUCGAAAUGACAUGCCUUCAGAGAUGUUGCCAAAGAAGGACUGCAAUGGGUUGACUAAUUCUUAGCCUUAUGUAUUAUGCCAGGUUAAUACACUGGGGAUUAUUUUUCUUCAUUUAAUUGGCAUAUGCUUCAUUUAAUAAAAAAAAUUUAAAUAUUCAGUCAGGUCUGUGGGAAACAAAGAUAUAAUACACAGAAUAUUGUAAGUGCUGUUAAGCUUUAUAUUUGAAUGCUGUGGUAUAAUCAAAUCUGACUUUAUGUUUCUGUUGUGUUAGCUGUGAUUUUGAUAUGAACAGCGCAUCAUGGUGAUGAUGAGUUAAAUAUUAACUAUAUCAAUCAGGUGACUGUUUCUGAGAACAUAACUAUGUAAAAAUUACUUUAAAAAAAACGCAGAUUUUCAUCUGGGGAAGAGGCAAGAUGGCGACAGGUGGCAGAGCAGAGGAAGAUCUGCAGCAGGGCCGCCUGCAGAUGCUGCUCCCCGCGCAGCCUAUGGCCCAGGCUGAAGAAGCCCAGGGCACAGGAGAGAAGAUGGGCUGGGCACAGGUAGUAAAGAACCUGGCAGAGAAGAAGCACGACUUUCGUGAGCCUUGGCGGGGAGAAGGAAGGGGCAGAGGUGCGGUGGUCAGGCUGGGCAGCCCUGCAGGCCUGGCCGCUCCGAACCCCGGCAUCUUCCCACCUGCCGGCCGCGGGGACCCUAGGGGCUGCAGUAGAGACCCUGCGGGCUACGCGGCAGAAGCUUGCAGGAUGCAGGAAGCAGGAGACGGGAAUCAGAGGAAGAUGGCCGAGGUGGCAGUGGCAGCGGAGGCAGCGGCAGCGGCGGCCAUGGCGUCCCCCUCCCCCGCCAGGCCUGGCGAGACCCAAGAUGCAACUGCGGAGAUAACACUGCAGGAUGAGCCAGCAGCGGCCAUGCCGGGUAAGGGCCGCUUCCUUGUGCGCAUCUGUUUCCAGGGAGAAGAGAGUGCCUGUCCGACCCGGGAUUUCGUGGUGGGCGCGCUCAUCAUGCGCUCCAUCGGCAUGGAUCCUGGGGACAUCUAUGCUGUCAUCCAGAUCCCUGGCAGCCGCGAGUUCCAUGUCAGCUUCAGAUCUGCAGACAAGCUUGCCCUGUUUCUCCGCACCUAUGAGGAAAAGCGGGAGCUGGACGACUGCUGGGAGAACUUUGUCGUGCUGGGGCAGAGCAAGACCGGCUUGAAGACCCUCUUCAUCCUGUUCCGGAAUGAGACUGUGGAUGUGGAGGAUAUUGUGACCUGGCUCAAGCGCCACUGCGACGUGGUGGCCUUGCCAAUGAAAGUGAUUGACAGGUUUGGGAUUUGGACUGGGGAGUACAAGUGUGAGAUUGAGCUGCGCCAGGGGGAGGGCGGAGUGAAGCACCUGCCUGGCUCCUUCUUCUUGGGAACGGAGAGGGGCUACAGUUGGUACAAGGGGCAGCCCAAGACGUGCUUCAAAUGUGGUUCCCGAACCCACAUGAGCAGCACCUGCACGCAGGACAGGUGUUACAGGUGUGGGGAGGAGGGGCACAAGAGCCCUUACUGCAGGAAGAUCGUCAUGUGCAACCUCUGUGGCAAGGGAGGACACAUGUUUGCUCAGUGUCCCAAAGCAGCUCACAAUUCCAUGCGCUUCUGCCUGCCAGGUUGAACACACAGCCAGCUUACCCUUCUUAAGUGCCAAAACCUUUUUUUUUUUUUUUUCUUUAAGAUCAUUUUUCCCUUUUUGGAAGGAAACUUGCCACACUUUUUUUUUGGAAGGAGAUAUUUCUAAAACUUAACAGAGACAUUCGCUAUAUGCCUUUUUAAAACCACGUGUGCUUUUUUCCAGGCUGUUUAAAAAGGACUGUUCAGAACUGUAGUGUGCAGAUAUGAUGCCUCCCCCACCACCACCACCACCUUUUUUCUUCUGUUUUACAUUGGUUUUGGUACUUUCUUCAACACCCUGCCUGCCUCUGUACUUUUACUACCUCCUGCUUCAUCCAUGUCUCAUCAGAAGAUUUUUGCCCUUUGGACUGCUUUGCUCAGUUUUAUGCCUCAGCCCUGGGUACAGGGCCCAAUGCAGGAUAGGCUUUCAAUCAAGCGUUUAUUCAAUUGAAAAUGUAGUCCACUAGCUCUAUCUAGAGUGCCUACCUUGUGGAGCUCUCCGCUGAGCUCUUUUUAUUUGCUGCUUCUAUGUGAUAUGAAAAUUUGUGAAAACAGUGUUGCUGGAAGUGUGUAAUCCAAAUAAGCUCUGAAAUGUGGCCAAAGGCCUCUCAUAGCAUUUAAUCCUAUCUCCUUUGUGACAGUUCCUUAUGGCUCAGAAGCCAUAAUUCUGUAGGAGUGUGGAGCUUAGGCAGUUCUUCUGGGAAUGACACAAGAGGUGAAUUUUUUUUUUUUUUUUGGAUUUUCUUUGGGGGAGCUUGCUUUUGUUUUGUGUAUUGAUUUGAGAUAGGGUCUCACUCUGUAGUCCUGACUGGUUUGGAACUGGCUGCAUUCCUGGACCAGUUAAAUGAUUGGGUCAAAGUUAACAGUGGUGUGGUGCGUCAGACAGUGCACAGUAGAGUCCACUGCCCCCUUGCCUGAUGCUCAUCCCAGUACCUCUCACACUUCACAACAGUCUCCUUGACAAUGGUGGGCCAAGGAAGUCUCUCUCCAGGGAGACGUCCCAGCAUGAAGCUGAGACACCAGCCCCUGAAAGAGCAGAAAGAGAAGCUUGUCUUGCCACUUCAUAGUAAGCGACCUAGGGAAAGGACCAGCGAACACACUGCAGGCUGCAUGCAUGCAUCAGUCCUUGGAGUGAGUGCCACAUCUUCAAUGUUCCACUGUCACUGUCAGCAUUGAGAAAUGGUUACCCUCAGGAAAGAAACUUGCCAGACUUUUACAUUUGCACCUCUUCCUCAUCUACUAGGAACCCCAGAGAAGCUAGAGAGAGCUCAUCUGAAACCUUCGACCUCUGAUGCUCAGGAGAAAGGUGGUUUUAACCCAGAAUCAUGAAUGAGCUGUAAAGUGGAAAAUGUUCUUGGGGAAACAGGCCAAGAGAGAGGGCCUGAGUCAACUAAGUGUUAUCAAGUUAAAGUGAAAGACAGUAAGCUGCUUUUUUUCAGUUUUUGUCUUCUCUUUGCAGUUUUGCUAUUUUCUUGUGGCUUAGAAUGUAAAACCAGAUGUUCAGAUUUGUUCUCAAUAAAUAUUUAUCUUUCUUGCCUAUGAAAAAUCUUGAGUUGUGUGAAUUUAUAAGGUGGCCAUACACAUGACAUUGUAAAUACAUAGCAGUUUCUGCAUGUGUGGAGUUCUGUAAUAGUGCUGGAAAAUGAUGUCAUUUUUGGAGAGUUACAACUAAGGUUGCCUGUGGAUAUAAGGAUAGAUAUAGAGAAAACUAUUUAAAAUGACAUACCUUCAGCGAUGCUGCCAAAGAAGGAUUGCCUCUGGGUUCUAUAUUUCUGAGCCUAAAGUAUCAGGCUAUGUUAAUACAAUGGGAAUUAUUUUUUUCUCAUUUAAAUGAUACAUGUUUCUUUAAUCAAAAAAUUUAAAAUAUUCAGUCAUUUCUGUGGGAAGCAAAAAUAUAAUACCCUAGGAUACACUAAUUCCUGACUAGUUUUUGCAUUUGAAGGCAAUAGUACAAUCAUCAAGUCUGCCAGGAUGUUUUUUACUUGUGUUAUUUGUGAUUUUGAUAUGAACAGCGCAUGAUGAUGGUGAGUAAAAUAAUAGCUAUAGUAAUGGUUCAGGGUCUCUAAGAACAAAACAAUGUAAAAAUUAGUUUAAAAAACAAAUUUUCAAGAACGAUGAUAGAUUGUAAUUUAAUGGAAUUUUGAUGUUUUCUUUAGAAGAGACUCCCCAGCAUUGAUCAUUUUUGUAUAUGAUGUGAUUGAAACAACAACAAGAGAAACACUUCAUUUAUGCUUAGGUUUUAUUUUAGCAUUCUGAAAUCAAAUGUUGAAACUGAGCAAGUCCUAGCACCAAUUCAUAGACAUAGAAAGUUGUUCAGUAGGUGCUUACAUUAGGGAAUAUCUGUGUGUUUUUUGACAAAUAUCCAUUUUGGUAUAUUUUCCUUAUUUGCUUCUAAUAAGUAAAACCUAGUAGAAGAGUCCUUCAGCAAUCUCACUGUUGGAAAGAUAACUUUC